Molecule: messenger RNA, 2142 nt
Organism: Microstroma glucosiphilum
Lineage: Eukaryota; Fungi; Basidiomycota; Exobasidiomycetes; Microstromatales; Microstromataceae
Product: putative ser/thr protein phosphatase 2A regulatory subunit A
Exons: 4
Coding region: 245-2104 (619 amino acids)
Biological process (GO): protein dephosphorylation
Cellular component (GO): cytoplasm; protein phosphatase type 2A complex
Molecular function (GO): protein phosphatase regulator activity
Source: RefSeq, a predicted model, not a curated record
CAUCUACCAUCCCCUUCAUCGUUAAUCCUUCUCGUCCUCACCGCCAACUCCACCAGACCCCUUACGACUGUGCUUGUUGCUCUCCUCUUCUGAUCAGCAAGACCUGGCGCUCGCUUUCACGACUUCACUACAGCACCUUGCCUUGUCCUCUCUCUUCUGGGGCAGCCGGACUCGCUCGAACGCGCUCCACCUCUAGAACAACGUUUCCGUAUACCAAGGGUCAACGCCUACUACGUGCACGAACAUGGAUCAGGACGACCAACUGUACCCCAUUGCCAUCCUCAUCGAUGAGCUCAAGUCGGACGAUGUCACUCUGCGUCUAAAUGCCAUUCACAGGAUCUCCACCAUUGCCCUCGCUCUGGGUCCGGAGAGGGCUAGGGACGAGCUCAUUCCUUUCUUGCAGGACUCCCUGGAUGAUGAAGAUGAAGUUCUGCUCGCCCUCGCACAGGAGCUCGGAUCUGGCUUCGUAGAGUACCUGGGAGGACCUCAAUAUGCCCACCUCUUGCUGGGACCCCUUGAGAACCUAGCUGCAGUAGAGGAGACGGUGGUUCGAGAGAAGGCAUCAGAGUCCAUCACGAAAGUAGCAGAAGUCAUCUCAGAGUCACAAAUCGAGGAGCAUUAUAUCCCCCUCCUCAAGAGGCUCUCUGGCGGCGAUUGGUUCACAUCGAGGACAAGCGCAGCUUCUCUGUUCGCUGCCGUGUACGGAAAAGUGGGACAGAAGACACAGGAGGAUCUGAGGAAGAUGUUCGGCGCCCUUUGUAAUGAUGACACGCCCAUGGUCAGGAGGGCAGCAGCCAGGGAUCUUGGGGCCUUCGCCAAGAAUCUCUCGAAGGAGCUCGUCGUCUCAGAUGUGAUCCCCCUUUAUCGCAAGCUCUCCACUGAUGACCAGGACUCGGUGAGACUUCUGACGGUACAGGACCUGAUCGCAAUUGCCGAGGUCCUAGAUCACGCAGAGACAAAGACCUAUCUUCUGGCUUCGAUCCGAGGAGCAGUCUGGGACAAGAGCUGGAGAGUGAGGUACAUGGUAGCGGACCACUUUGUCAAGCUGGCUUCUGCUGUAGGCGAGGAUGUGGUUCGAGAUGACCUGGUCCCUGCCUUUGUUGCACUGCUUAAGGACAACGAAGCCGAGGUGCGAACAGCAGGAGCGGGUCAGAUUCCAGGCUUUGCAAAGCUGGUGGACCAGGACAUCAUCCUGGCUCGCCUGAUGCCUUGCGUGCGUGAGCUCUCUACAGACAACUCGCAACACGUACGAGCCGCCCUCGGUACCCAGAUCAGCGGUCUCGCUCCCCUCCUCGGCAAGGACGCUACAAUUGAGCACCUCUUGCCCUUGUUCCUGCAAUUGCUGAAGGACGACUUCCCAGACGUGAGGCUCAACAUCAUUUCCAAGCUCGAGCAGGUCAACGAGAUCAUCGGCAUCGACCUCCUCUCACAAUCACUUCUCCCUGCCAUUGUGGAGCUUGCCGAGGAUAAGCAGUGGCGAGUGCGUCAGGCGAUCAUCGAGUACAUUCCUCUCCUGGCAAAUCAGCUGGGCGUGGAGUUCUUCGACGAGCAGUUGAGCAAUCUGUGCAUGUCGUGGCUGGGCGACACAGUCUUCUCUAUCCGUGAGGCUGCCACGAUCAACCUCAAGAAGCUGACGGACGUCUUUGGUAUUCAGUGGGCUCGACAGACGAUCAUUCCCAAGGUGUUGCAGAUGGGCGUGCACCCCAACUAUCUGUACCGGAUGACUACGAUCUUUGCCAUUACCACCAUGGCUCCUUCGCUGAACACGUCGGCGAUUACAGACUCUGUGCUGGCUACGGUGCUUUCGCUGGUGGAGGACCCCAUUCCCAACAUUCGCUUCAAUGUGGCUCGAGCAUUCGAGGUAUUGGCCUCUGUGUUGAGCCAGGAGCCUCAAGGACGAGGUGUGAUCAGCAGCAAGAUCAUUCCUGCACUGGAGAAGCUCAAGGAGGAUUCAGAUGCAGAUGUGAGAUUCUUUGCGGGUAAAGGUCUGGAGGUAGCCCUGGUUGCUCAAAACGAGGCAGUUGCGAUGCCGUUGCCUGCUGUGACGGGUACGAAUGCGGCUGCCGAGGUGGGAGCGGGCUUGACGAAGCCUCUGGGCCAGUAGACGAGGAGUAGAAGAAGAAGCGAAGCUCAAGGGGGAUG